Triticum dicoccoides is the source of this 1002-nucleotide messenger RNA. RefSeq lists its product as uncharacterized. Bases 1 to 789 code for a protein of 262 amino acids. The transcript has 6 exons. NCBI's taxonomy places the organism in Eukaryota, Viridiplantae, Streptophyta, Magnoliopsida, Poales, Poaceae. The record is from RefSeq and is a predicted model, not a curated record. Gene Ontology annotation, molecular function: DNA binding. Gene Ontology annotation, biological process: response to hormone; regulation of DNA-templated transcription.
AUGCGGACACCAGAGUUGCAGGUGCGCCGGCUGACAGGCGUGUCGUCCUGGGGCUUCGGCUUGACGGGGCGGAGGCAGGGAGAGCCACCUGACCGACCGGACGAGGAGGAGGACGCCCCGGGGUCCAUGCGCCUCGGCGCCCACGAGCUCCCACGGCGGCGAGAGAAGGACGGGGGCUCCGGGUACUCCAGCCUCGGCGUGUUGCCGCCCUCGAUGGCUAGCCAUGGGGUGCAACAUGAUUAUAGUGAACUCCGAUUGCAUGGAGCUGCACCUGUCGUGUGCUCGUUCGCCUACCGCGUUGCUGGGUGCGGUGAGAGCUGGCCCCUACCCCCCUCUACGCGCACCGCAGAGCCGGUUGAUCACUUGAUCUGUUGUCCUGUACCAAACCACCACUACCACUGCUCUCCGGCUCCUCCGCCCUCCGCCCGCCCGUGGUCAGGUCAGAAAUUCUCGGCGCCUUGCCCCUUUGCCAGAGGAUGCCACUCAUUAAGGUCCACAAACGUGGGUGGGGCUAUAGGCCGCUCCAUUGACAUCGGUAGGUUCUCUGAAUACGGAGAAUUAUAUCAAGCUUUGGCCCACAUGUUUGGCAUCGAAGGGCAACUCGAAGAACGACAGACUAAAGGUUGGACGUGUCUCUACCAGGAUGAUGAGGGUGACUUCCUACUUCUCGGUGAUGGCCCAUGGGAGGAGUUUGUGAUCAGCAUCAAGUCCAUUCAGAUCAUGUCACCUCAAGAGGUUGACCAGAAGUUUCUGCAGAAGCUGGGUGGUGGUUUAGCAUCAAGGCUGUAGCUUACAAAAUCAACGCAGUGAAGAAUAUAGUGUAUAUGUGUGAGCUUAUUGUUGUGAGGGCUAAAAUUCUCCUAAUACUAGCUUGAUCACGCGCGCUGCGACAUUUGCCGUGAGGAUUAUAGUUCUCCUAAAACUUGUUGGGAUUAUGUGUCCUGCAACUAUAUUCAAAUACUUAUUAUCAUUAAUAUUCGGAAUACCUCAUAUGGAAUUAUA